Molecule: messenger RNA, 957 nt
Organism: Ogataea philodendri
Lineage: Eukaryota; Fungi; Ascomycota; Pichiomycetes; Pichiales; Pichiaceae
Exons: 1
Coding region: 1-957 (318 amino acids)
Cellular component (GO): endomembrane system
Source: RefSeq, a predicted model, not a curated record
AUGAAGCUCUUGUUUGUUCUUUCACUGUUUAGUGUGGCGGUGUUUGCCGCAUGGUCGUCCGAAGACCUGGAGAUUUUCAAGCUCCAGAACGAAUUGGUGGAGGACUCGAGGAAACAAACCGAUUUCUACGAGUAUCUGGGCGUGGAGAACGGGCCCAAGGCGUCCUACGACGAGAUCAACAAGGCCUACAAACGGAUGAGCCGCAAGUUGCACCCAGAUAAGGUGCGCAGAAAGGACGGAGUGUCGGAAAAGAAGUUUAAACGAAUCAAAAGGAAGGCCGAAGAACGGUUCCAAAGACUGUCGUUGAUUGGGUCCAUUCUUCGAGGAGACCGCCGAGAACGGUACGAUUACUAUCUUAAACGCGGGUUCCCGGCCUAUACGGGCACAAACUACGUGUUUAGCAAGUUCCGGCCGGGCGUUGUGGCCUCCGUGGGCGUUGUUGUUGUGUUGUUCUCGAUUGUUCACUAUCUGAUGCUCAAGAUGAACGCACAGCAGCAGCGUCGCAGAGUCGAGAAACUGAUCGAGGACUUGAAGCGCAAAGCGUUUGGUCCGUCGAUGCUGCCUGUUGGCGACUUCAGCGACCGCAGAGUGUUUCAUCUGGACAAACUGUUUGUGGUGAAGAUCGACGGAACCGUUUGGCUUGUUGACCGCGAACUAAUAGAAGGCGAGGACUUUGACGUCGACGACGACGGUCGCCAGGUGUUCCGCCACGAACAGGCUCCAAGAAACCGCAAAGAACGUCGCACCAGAAAGGAGAAAGACGAGGUGCUGCUGCCAGUCACUCCAGACGAAAUUCAAGAAAUCACAUGGAAAGAUACACUCGUUGCGAGACUGUGCCGGUGGCUCUUUACUAAAACACAAAAACAGGACAUUCCGCAAGAAGAUCAAGGAACGCUUAAACGGCUGCCAAACGGCAAGUUCAAAAAAGUCAAGCCGGCUGCUACUAAAAAAGCUUAA